Messenger RNA from Paramuricea clavata, 2480 nucleotides. Lineage: Eukaryota; Metazoa; Cnidaria; Anthozoa; Malacalcyonacea; Plexauridae. The record is from the annotation of a GenBank genome assembly.
AUGUUCUCUUUCUAUACUAUAGAAUACCGACUACAUCAAAGUGUUAGAGCCUCAGUUCGCAAACACAGCUGGAUACCUAUAUUUUGGUCACACUGGAAAUCACUACAUGGCAUUGGCUCCUUUGAAGGUUUGAAAUUUCCUAUCUUCAAUGGAAUGAUCCGGAUAAUUAUAUAUUUAACAAUUAUACCAUGAGCUCGAGUCGUAUAUGAGCUGAUAGCCGACGAGGACUGUACACAUGCAGUAUCUGCGAGCCGGGAAAACAUUUCUUGUGAGAUACACUGAAAAUGUGCUUGGUGUAUGCAGUAAAUCCUAGAGCACCUACAAUAUAAUUAAAAAAACGCUUGUUGAAAUCAACUGCAUGGGAAGAUACAGUAUUUUAAAUUUACCUAUUGCUAAUAAAGUAUACAUUAUACUGAUACAAUGGCAUUAUAUAUGUUCAAGUAUCAUAGACAAGUAUAAUGGAAAACCUUAAUUCAAAUAUUGUCAACACUACUGUAGAAAAACUGAAAUGAACUACUAUAAGUAUUUAAAAAGUCAUAAGAAAUGGAAUUAACCCACCCUUAAUAUUGCCACUGCUUUAGAUACAAUAUACAGCACAAGUCGGAACGGGUGUUGAAGAGAAAGAGGAAAUUCUUCCUCAUGCAGAAGCCUGCGAGACUCGAGGGCAGCUUAUCGACUUCAUGGUGAUAAAUAGCUCGACAGACUCGGAUGAAAAGUCUACUUCAUCAGUAUCAACCAAGACUUUCCCGGUAUUGUACAUUGGGUUUCCUUGUGUAAAUUCGUAACACUGCAUGAUAUUGUACAUAUUGUUGUCUCUGGUCUGGGCUAGGAUUAUUUUAUGGUAAUAACCAAUUACUUCAAUGAUAUAAAAUAAGAUUUGUGCCGCGUUAAUUGAGAUACUGGGCAGUAUAAUAGAGGCUAAAAAAUACGAAAAUUUUCUCGAUGGGCACCCUCCAGACCCCCAAAAUUUGGCCUUUUGCAAUUCUACGGGUCUGGCCCAGUUCUUGACAUAUAAAUUUAAAUCAUUCAAGGACGAUUGCAAGAGGAAAUUUUCAGCUAGUUAUAUAUGGUGCAUGGGGAAUGUAUGUAAGCUAUACAGAACUAUACGCAGUCGGCGCUGUUCAACAUAGCGUUAAGUUUUCCUUGUACUUGGCGUUAAUUUUUCCGUGUUUUUGUAGAAUCGGUACCAAUGUCAGCAAUGUUCAGUUUCUUGUCGCUCAAAAAAGAAGCUUGAGAGUCAUGUUCUAAACAGCCACGGAAGCAAAAAGAAUAAAGCUGAAGAUUCAGAGGUAAAAGAAGAUUCAGUAUCUAACUUAUCUUUCUUAAAUUCAUACAAUUGAUGAUUCAUACAGUCACCUAACCAAGGGACAAAGGCAGGCGAACAAGAAAAUGAUUACUGCACUUGUUGAACAAAAACUACCAUUAAUUGAUUAUAUCAAUGCCCUUGUCCGGCACUGUCCGAACUAGUGACACUCCCCCCCCCCCUGGACAUCCGCCAUGCCUCGCCAAAAUACACGCAACCUUGUAUAUAUCAAGAACAAAAAACUUUUCUUACUUUUAGCACUUUUUUUAUAAAUAUAAAUGUGAAUACAAAAAUACUUAUAAAUGCAGAAAGCUAUUAUUUCACGACACUGUUGAUGAUGAGGGAAACGAUUGCCCGAAAAAUGUCGGGUAUUUUUGGCGGGGGACUGCAAUGCUGCAUACCCCCCUCCCCCGUCUCGUGCACCUAUGACAGUACGUUGCAGUAUGCCAGAAUAUGUGAAAUUAACAAUCUUAAUAUACGGCCACAAGGUUUAUCUGACUUGUUAUUCUCAUUUCAAUGGAAUACAACUGACAUUUAGCUACUUACAUAACUCUCACUCACUUGUCCGAAUCCAUUUACAGUAUCAGCAUGCAAGUAACCAAAGUUUUUCGUUUCAGGUAUCAUUUGUUGACCUGACGAAAUCUCCCGUCAAAAAUAAAGACUGUAAAAAGUAAGCAAAGCCUUUAUUUAUAAUAAGUAUUAAUAAUAAAAUUACGCUGAAGUGUAAUUCCUCGAAAAGAAAAUCCAGAAACUAAAAUUUUGCAUUCUUAGCUUGCACGUUUACUUCCACGUUUACCUGUUAUUGCUCUUAUAAUUCACCUGGACAUCAUCAGCUCAAGUCGCCUUUAAAUUUACCUGAGUAGAUACAGGCAAGAUACAGUACGCAAUACUGCCUGCUGACAAGUGUGCAGUACAGUAGUAUAAUAUAGCAUGUAUCCUGACGUUCCUUUCGUUAGCAUUAGCCGUGAGUAAGAUCUGCCUGUGUAUGUGCAAUAAAAGUUACCUGAACCAAAAAUUUAUUUUCAUGUUGCUUAGGAUGUACAGUAGAGUAAGCACGAGUAGUAGUGAUGAAGGUGACGGUGAUGUAAUGCUUAACGAUAGAAGAAAAAAACAAAAAAAAAUUGGCGAGUACUAUUGGUCCAAUGUCAAGCCACAGACAGUGAAAGAUCUUCCAGAU